Messenger RNA from Lycium ferocissimum, 1493 nucleotides. Its product is annotated as xyloglucan endotransglucosylase protein 7-like. Gene Ontology annotation, molecular function: hydrolase activity, hydrolyzing O-glycosyl compounds; xyloglucan:xyloglucosyl transferase activity. The record is from RefSeq and is a predicted model, not a curated record. The transcript is spliced from 5 exons. Lineage: Eukaryota; Viridiplantae; Streptophyta; Magnoliopsida; Solanales; Solanaceae. Gene Ontology annotation, cellular component: apoplast; cell wall. Gene Ontology annotation, biological process: cell wall biogenesis; xyloglucan metabolic process. The coding region runs from base 64 to 1215 and encodes 383 amino acids.
AAAGUUAGGUGAUGAUGAUUGAAGCCAGCAAGAAAGAAGGAAUGGACGUAGUUGGUUACCAAUAUGAACCCACUACGAAGAAAGAAUCCCCAAAAAAAAGUACUAAUCAAUGAACAAAAAAAAUUCCAUUUGUAUAGAAUAUAUUAUGAGGUAUACAAAAACAAGAAUGCAAAAGUUUUCAAAGAUCAAAUUAGUCCAAUGGCUUUAUUUCCAUCAAGGUAUUCAUCAAGGUCCAGGUCCUCUCUUCCAUACUUGGUGUUUCUCUUAAUUGCAGCCUUUUUUGUCUUCAAGGUAGAUAUUAUCAUAUCUCAGUCGUUUAGUUCAGCCCGUCGCAACCUGGAGAACACUCCUAGUCGUAUCUUAUUGAAGCCCAAAACCCAAGAAAAUCAUGAUAGCCCACCAGUAGUUUUGGUAAAUGGCACAUUUCACCAGCACAUUAUGUUAUCAUGGGGAGAUGACAGAGGAAAAAUACAUGAAAAUGGAGAGCUUUUAACACUCUCCUUAGACAAGCAGUCCGGAUCAGGCUUCCAGUCCAAAAAAGAGUAUCUCUUUGCUAAAAUUGAUAUGCAAAUUAAGCUUGUCCCUGGAAACUCAGCUGGUACUGUUACUACAUUUUACCUAUCAUCACAAGGGAACAAGCAUGAUGAAAUAGAUUUUGAGUUCUUGGGGAAUUCAACAGGGAAUCCUUAUACUCUUCAUACUAAUGUUUUCAGUCUAGGCAAAGGCAACAGAGAACAACAAUUUUUCUUAUGGUUUGAUCCAACUGCAGAUUACCACACCUAUUCAAUCCUAUGGAAUCCUAAAUGUAUUAUAUUCUAUGUUGAUGGCAUACCUAUUAGAGAAUACAGAAAUGCAGAGAGAAUUGGUGUUUCAUAUCCAAAAUACCAACCAAUGAGAUUAUACUCAAGUCUAUGGAAUGCAGAUGAUUGGGCUACGCAAGGUGGACGUGUCAAAACUAAUUGGAAAUUAGCACCCUUUGUUGCUUCCUACAAAAAUUUCACUUAUGAAGGUUGCAUUUAUUCAAGACUAACUAGCACGUCUUCAUGCAAUAUCGACUCUCCUCCUGAUACAAGCAACGCCUGGCUAACAUACGAGUUAGACAGGAGAAGUCGUGCGAAAAUGAAAGCUUUGCAGAAAAAACAUAUGAUUUAUGAUUAUUGCAAUGAUAAGUGGAGGUUUCCCAAAGGCCCUGCUCCUGAAUGCAAGCUUCAAUAACAAUAGGAAACUUACAAGUUUAAUUUAUUCAUUACGUAUAAGGUUUCACAUGUCUUGUAUUUUGGGAUUUUCUACAGGUUUUUUAACUUAUUACAAAUUUUGGAGUUAUUUAUUUGUAAUCUAUAUAAUGAAUCAUACAGGAGGAUGUUAUAGAUUGUUAACAAUUAAGAAGUGUCUCUUAAAUGCUUGGGAGAAAAGAAAGAGAGAACAUUUUGGUCCCCUUUUAGAGCUUAUAUAAAAAGUCAUGAAUUGGGCCAUUGGGCGUAGAACUUUGAAUA